Molecule: messenger RNA, 2447 nt
Organism: Bactrocera dorsalis (oriental fruit fly)
Lineage: Eukaryota; Metazoa; Arthropoda; Insecta; Diptera; Tephritidae
Exons: 2
Coding region: 1282-1911 (209 amino acids)
Source: RefSeq, a predicted model, not a curated record
AGUUGGCUAAAUGAGCCUUAGUCGCCGCCCCACACCACACCUACACUCAUCUCUAACACGCACACUCACCACACUCGCCUCGACAUCACCACACUCCACAUCAACACCACCCACACGCAAGAGGAUCCACACAUUCAAACACACACCACACCACUCCACAUAAAAAGGGUCAGGCUAUUCAGCAAGCAGUACAGAUUCGACCACCGUGAAAUCUACGUCGUUUUUCCGCCACCGCUACGCAGCGCUCCAGCUCGAUCCACCUGCAUACUUCGAAAGUCCGCUAGUGAAGUUUUAUUAGAACUUAACCUUGUGUUAUAUUAAGUGCACAUAUAUUUGUUAAAAAAAAAAAAAAAAAAAGAGAAACCCACAAAUCCAGGGUUGAUUCGCUUGUAAGAAAACCCACAAGUAAAGCGUUACAUUUAAUACAUUGUUAAGAACCAAGUGUGAAUCCCGAGUUUUUUUAUUUUAAAAGGAAAGAAAGCGAUCAAGUGGUAAGUGAACCAGACAUUGAGUGAAACAUUGGUCCUUCGAGCCGCAAAGAGCGGCACUAUUGAAAAAAAAAAAAAAAGUGCGGUGAGAUUAGCCUACAAAACUUGGUAUUAAAAAAUGUAAGUGAGGCUACACAUACAUACAUACAUAUAUACCAAAAAAUUUAAUGCAAGUUAAAUUAAAGUGAAGUGGCAAAUACUUACAUACAUACAAAAAAAAAAAAAACAAAAAACAAAGUGGAAAAACGGAAAACACGAAACGGUUCCCGACCGUUAUAUCAAAAUCAAAAAAAAAAAACAAAAAUAAUAAUUUUUAUCAAAAAUCAAAAAGGAAAACAUAUAAAUAUAUAACAGUGUGACAUAUAAAUAUAUAAAUAUACAUAUAAAUACAAAAAUACAAUACUGUGCUGAACAACUAGACAAAAAAUAUAAAAAAAAAAAAACCGGGCGCGAAAAUUAAUUUAACUUUAAAACGGGCGCGAAGCUUAAAAACAAACAAGAAAGGAAAACAGUGACUUCAAAGUGCAAUAAUUUUCAAAAAAAAUUUUAAAUAAAUAAAUAAUAAAAUUAAUAAUUGUGAAAAUAAAGUAUAUCUACUAAAGACAUCUGUACAUAAGUACGAACCAAACAACAACCGGAAUAGCAAAAAAGAGGAAAGGAAACCAUCAUCGGCAGCAACACAACAAAAGUUUGGAAGCCAAAAAACAUAAAAAACGGAAGGAACCGGAUCACAGGCAUCGGCACCUUUAUCUGCAGAAACAUCCCUAGCCCCUUGAAGCGGCUCAAAGUCAAUAUGGAUGUAGACAUGCCAGCAGCCCCGACACCAACCACUCGUUCGGCUGUCAAUGUGCCACGCCAGGCGGCUGCCCCAGUUGCGGCUGCCCCAGUUGCAGCGCCCCGAACAACCACACCAACGGCGCCUCGGAAUGGAAGGGUAGCAUUGCCGCCAACACCCGCGCUUGUCGUCGACCCACAACGCCGUAGAUGUCCCCUAUGCCGUCGACCCCACCGGCUGCCACAAUGUGUCAUCUUUAAGGGGUUACCGCCUCAACAACGCCAGUUGGUCGUGCAGGCGCACGGCCAUUGUCUGAAUUGCCUGACGCCGGUCCACCAAACUCACGAGUGUACGUCGGGCAAUCUGUGCCAAAUGUGUAUGCGCCCGCAUCACACUAUGUUGCACCGUACACCUCGAAAUGGCACCAGCCAACCUCCUGCCGGCCGCAACCGCGGCGCAGUACAACGACCGCCAUUAAGCCGGGAUGCACGGCCCCGUCGAACCAUAGGGCCAUCAUCAUCCCGUGCCCGGCGUCCACAUAAUGGGGCGUCCACACGACGCCAGCAACAACGACCGCGUCCGCGCCACACCUCAGGCCUCAGCAGCGUCGUAGCCACUCUGCAGCAGCUUCAGAGGAUUCUAGGCUGAAAUAUUCGCCUAGGGGGGCCGGGAUGGCUAAAUGAGCCUUAGUCGCCGCCCCACACCACACCUACACUCAUCUCUAACACGCACACUCACCACACUCGCCUCGACAUCACCACACUCCACAUCAACACCACCCACACGCAAGAGGAUCCACACAUUCAAACACACACCACACCACUCCACAUAAAAAGGGUCAGGCUAUUCAGCAAGCAGUACAGAUUCGACCACCGUGAAAUCUACGUCGUUUUUCCGCCACCGCUACGCAGCGCUCCAGCUCGAUCCACCUGCAUACUUCGAAAGUCCGCUAGUGAAGUUUUAUUAGAACUUAACCUUGUGUUAUAUUAAGUGCACAUAUAUUUGUUAAAAAAAAAAAAAAAAAAAGAGAAACCCACAAAUCCAGGGUUGAUUCGCUUGUAAGAAAACCCACAAGUAAAGCGUUACAUUUAAUACAUUGUUAAGAACCAAGUGUGAAUCCCGAGUUUUUUUAUUUUAAAAGGAAAGAAAGCGAUCAAGUGGUAAGUGAACCAGACAUUGAGUGA